Epinephelus fuscoguttatus (brown-marbled grouper) is the source of this 1512-nucleotide messenger RNA. It is a transcript of the gene hmg20a, whose product is annotated as high mobility group 20A. NCBI's taxonomy places the organism in Eukaryota, Metazoa, Chordata, Actinopteri, Perciformes, Serranidae. Gene Ontology annotation, biological process: regulation of gene expression. The record is from RefSeq and is a predicted model, not a curated record. The transcript has 9 exons. Bases 124 to 999 code for a protein of 291 amino acids. Gene Ontology annotation, cellular component: nucleus.
UGCCUGUCUAUGUGGUUUGAUUCUAUGUAGUGGCUGCUGUAUUGUUUUGAUUAGGAAAAUCAUUUUUGACAGGCACAGCUACGGAUUACGUUCUCUGAGAUCUCCCUUGACAUCAUAGAAGUCAUGGAUGAGCAGACAGGCUCUCCUGCAGCCAAUACAGAGAACAACAGCCAGAGAAAUGGAGAUGAGAAGCCCAGACGUGGCAGCUGGACCAAGGGGAGGAAGAGGAAGAAGCCAAUGAAGGACAGCAACGCACCCAAGGCCCCCCUAACGGGCUACGUUCGCUUCAUGAACGACAGACGGGAGCAGCUACGGGCAGAACGUCCAGACGUGCCCUUUCCAGAAAUUACAAGGAUGCUGGGCAACGAGUGGAGCAAGCUGCCCCCCGAGGAGAAGCAGCGAUACCUGGAUGAGGCAGAGCGAGAUAAGGAGCGCUACAUGCGGGAGCUGGAGAAGUACCAGAAGACAGAGGCCUACAAACAUUUCACCAGGAAGGUCCAGGAGAAACAGAAGGGCAAGCGGCACAGAGGAGAUGUUGGGCACCAGGUUGCCAACGAGGCUCUACACGAGAAGGAUGCAGAAGGGAAGGACAGAACUGUGUUUGACAUACCGAUCUUCACAGAGGAGUUUCUCAACCACAGCAAAGCACGUGAAGCUGAGAUGCGGCAGCUGCGUAAGACCAACAUGGAGUACGAGGAGCGCAACGCGGCGCUGCAGAAGCAUGUGGAGAGCAUGCGUGGCGCUGUAGAGAGACUGGAAGGCGACGUGAUGCAAGAGAGGGGACGCAAUGGGCUCCUCCACCAGCACCUGGAGACCCUGCGUCAGGCGCUCACCUCCAGCUUCUCCUCUGUACCUCUACCAGCCAGCGGAGAGACGCCCACUCUUGAAACCAUUGACUCCUACAUGAAGAAGCUCCACAGCAUCAUCGUCAGCAACCCCCAAGAUCACGAGAAUCUCAUCAACACCGUGAGAGAGGUGGUCAACCGUUUGGACAGAUAAUUGGACCAAGUCCCACUGAUUUGAUGGAUUGAGACUCACAACGCCGUUCAGUAGAGGCUGCUCCGUGACAGUGAAUCUUCCUGUUGAUCUGUCAUCCCCAUCAAUUUCAAAACAUCUUUUAUUGCUCCGCUAAGAUCAUGUAGGUGAAGGUGAUGUAGCGUCUCAUAUUUAUUUAUUAUUGUUCUACUUUUUUUAAAAACUCUGUUCAUACUUUAUGGAUAUAGCUGUAGUUUGUUUUAUGAAAUAAUCAAAUGGUAGGACAUGAAACGGUUUUCUGUCACUCGUCGCUCCUUUCUGUCAUUUGUAGCAAAUGCUUCCACUUCAAUAUCUACAGCAUUAUCAAACAUGUUCGGAUCAAAGAAAAAAUGUCAGUGGGUUUGUAUUUACCAUAUCCAAGAAACAUUGUCGAGCGGACUUUCUUUUUUCGUACUCUGUUGAAGAAAAAUGUGCCAUUUAUAUUUUUGUUUCCUGUGUGAAAAAGUGUUUGUGUUUUCAAUAAAUGUAUUUACAUCA